This is a messenger RNA of Triticum turgidum subsp. durum (durum wheat), 1920 nucleotides long. The record is from the annotation of a GenBank genome assembly. NCBI's taxonomy places the organism in Eukaryota, Viridiplantae, Streptophyta, Magnoliopsida, Poales, Poaceae.
AUGUCGGCGGACCCCCAGCUCCUUGCGGCGGCGGUGGAGGCCGCGAUCGCGUCGCGCUCCCCGCGGCUCGGCCGUGCCGCGCACGCGCGCGCCCUCAGGCUGCUGUCGCCGGGCAUCCCGCCCUUCAUCUGCGCGCACCUUGUCAACCUCUAUUCCAAGCUCGACCUCCCCGCGGCCGCCGCCUCCGCCCUCGUCUCCGACCCCAGCCCCACCGUCGUGUCAUUCACGGCCUUCAUCUCCGGCGCCGCGCAGCACGCGCGCCCGCUCCCCGCCCUCUCUGCCUUCGCCGCCAUGCUCCGCCUCGGCCUCCGCCCCAACGACUUCACCUUCCCCUCCGCGUUCAAGGCCGCCGCCUCCGCGCCAACUCGCUCCGCCGCCGGCCCGCAGAUACACGCGCUCGCCAUUAGAAACGUGGUAGCGUGGAACGCAGUGAUGACCAACGCCGUGCUCGACGGCCGGCCCCUCGAGACGGUCCAGGCUUACUUUGGGCUCCGGGAGGCUGGCGGUAUGCCGAAUGUCGUCUCGGUCUGUGCGUUCUUCAACGCGUGUGCCGGGGCGAUGCUCCUGUUGCCUGGGGCCCAGUUCCAUGGGUUCGUGGUGAAGUGUGGUUUUGACAUGGAUGUCUCAGUGUCGAAUGCGAUGGUUGAUUUCUAUGGGAAGUGCCGAUGCGCGGAGAAGGCAAAGAUGGUGUUUGAUGUGAUGAGAGUCAGGAACAGUGUAUCAUGGUGUUCCAUGGUUGUUGCAUAUGCACAGAACGGGGCAGAGGAGGAUGCUUUUGCUGUGUACCUGGGUGCGAGGAGGGCGGGGGAAGAGCCGACUGACUUCAUGGUCUCCAGCGUGCUCACUACAUGCGCAGGCCUGCUAGGCCUUGACCUUGGGCGUGCUCUGCAUGCAGUUGCUGUACGCUCUUGCAUCGAGGCAAACAUCUUUGUUGCAAGUGCAUUGGUUGACAUGUACGGGAAGUGUGGGGGUGUUGAAGAUGCUCAACAUGUCUUUUUUGAUAUGCCACGACGGAAUCUUGUCACAUGGAAUGCGAUGAUUGGAGGGCAUGCCAACAUCGGUGAUGCUAUAAACGCACUUGCGGUGUUCAGUGAUAUGAUAGCGAGUGGAGAGACAGCACCUAACUACAUCACACUUGUAAAUGUGAUCACAGCCUGCAGUAGAGGAGGUUUGACCAAGGAAGGCUAUGAGCUGUUUGAGACAAUGAAGGAGAGGUUUGGGAUACAACCACGAACUGAGCACUAUGCUUGUGUGGUUGACUUGCUUGGGCGAGCAGGAAUGGAAGAGCGAGCUUACGAGAUUAUACAGAGGAUGCCAAUGAGACCUUCCAUUUCUCUCUGGGGAGCACUACUUGGGGCAUGCAAGAUGCAUGGGAAGACAGAGCUGGGAAGGAUUGCAGCUGAGAAGUUGUUUGAACUUGACCCUCAGGACUCUGGCAAUCACGUGCUGCUCUCGAACAUGCUCGCAUCAGCUGGCAGGUGGGCAGAAGCAACUUAUGUAAGGAAGGAGAUGAAAGAUGUCGGAAUCAAGAAAGACCCAGGGUGUAGCUGGAUCACUUGGAAAAAUGGUGUGCAUGUUUUCCAUGCCAAGGACACCAAACAUGAGAUGAAUAGCGAGAUCCGGGCAUUACUGGCCAAGCUUAAAAAACAAAUGCAAGCUUCUGGGUACAUGCCAGACACACAAUAUUCACUUUAUGAUCUUGAGGAAGAAGAGAAAGAAUCAGAGGUGUUUCAACAUAGUGAGAAGCUUGCCCUGGCCUAUGGACUCAUUCACAUUCCGCCUGGUGUACCUAUAAGGAUCACAAAGAACUUGCGAAUAUGUGUGGAUUGUCACCGAGCUUUCAAGUUUAUAUCUGGUAUUGUUGACAGGGAGAUAAUUGUGUCUCAUCGAGAGAAGUACUUGGAAAAAUUAUUCAAAUAG